AUGUACGCCGAGGGCUUGACGGUUAACGAGGCGGAAUCCCAUGGGAUGUUGCAAUGUCUAGAUCUGUUGGAGGAUCUGGAUCCACGGCGUCUGGUGAUCUGCGGAGACUCAAACCUGGUGAUCCGACAAGUACGGGGAGAGAUCGAUUGUAAGGCGCCGGGUCUGACACUGUUACGGCAGCGAGCCUUGGAGCGACUACGUACGUGGCCAGACCAUGAACUAUUACAUGUCAAACGAGACUGGAACGGGAGUGCAGACAGCCUAGUGCUGCUCUGCAACGGCAAUAUAGAGUCUGACACGGAGAUCCAGGAUCUCAUAACUUUGAAUCGGUUGGAUGAGAUCCUGAUAGUGAAAGUCGAAGAAGAGAUCGCACAGAUAUCAGCUGUGACGACCCAAUCUAAGGCUAGAUCGGGAGUGCGUAUUGGUGCUGAUCCAGAAUCCUUACGAGAGGAAGUCGUGAGAGAGCUGCGGAUCGAGCGGAUCCGACAAGCACAGGACGAGGAGUCGUGGAUCAUAGGCUUGAAGAAAUAUUUGGUCGGGGAGAUCCGGAAUCUGACACAAGAAGAGGCUAAGAUGUUUGGAUCUAUUGCUAUGAAUUAUGAGGUGGAUGAGUGGGAUCUACUCUUCUAUUGUCCGACAACUAAGGAAGCUGCUGCGGAGAUAAGU
Molecule: messenger RNA, 666 nt
Organism: Phytophthora megakarya
Lineage: Eukaryota; Oomycota; Peronosporomycetes; Peronosporales; Peronosporaceae
Source: the annotation of a GenBank genome assembly